Tyto alba (common barn owl) is the source of this 4386-nucleotide messenger RNA. RefSeq names its product zinc finger CCCH-type, RNA binding motif and serine/arginine rich 2 (gene ZRSR2). Gene Ontology annotation, cellular component: U2AF complex; spliceosomal complex. NCBI's taxonomy places the organism in Eukaryota, Metazoa, Chordata, Aves, Strigiformes, Tytonidae. Gene Ontology annotation, molecular function: metal ion binding; pre-mRNA 3'-splice site binding. The coding region runs from base 31 to 1470 and encodes 479 amino acids. Gene Ontology annotation, biological process: mRNA splicing, via spliceosome. The transcript has 11 exons. The record is from RefSeq and is a predicted model, not a curated record.
GGUCACGUGACAUCCCCUUGGUAACGCAAGAUGGCGGCGCCCAUGUUGCUGCCCGAGUCCCCUCUGGGGAAGCUGAGCCAUCAAAAAUACAGAGCUAUUCUGAAGAAAGAAAAGCGAAAAAAAAAGCGUCAGGCGCUUGCCAAACUAAGAGAUUCAGAAGCUACAGAAAAAGAUGAAUCGGUGUCUGAGGAGGAAGAGGAGGAACUGGAAGAAGAGGAGGAAGAGGAAGAGGAAGAAAAAAAACUUGAGGCAGAAAGACAAAAACUACAUGAACAGUGGUUGCUGAGAGAAGAAAAGGCCCAAGAGGAAUUCAAGCUUAAGAAAGAAAAAGAAGAGGCUGCAAGAAAACGUCAAGAAGAAGAAGAGAGGAAGAUCAAAGAAGAAUGGGAAGAGCAGCAAAGAAAAGAGAGAGAAGUGGCACAGCAGAAGCAACAAGAGAGGAGAGAAAGAGAGGCAGCUGUGCAGAGGAUGCUGGAUCAAGCUGAAAGCCAGCUGGAGAAUGGUGUGACCUGGCAUAAUCCAGAGCCCCCUGAGAAUAUAGGAACAGAGAAGGAUAGAGCAAAUUGCCCAUUCUAUAUUAAAACAGGUUCCUGCCGAUUUGGAGACAGGUGUUCUCGCAAGCAUAACUAUCCAACAUCUAGUAAGACACUACUCGUCCGGGGGAUGUUCAUUACUUUUGGCAUGGAGCAGUGCCGGAGAGAUGACUAUGACACAGAUGCGAGUCUCGAGUACAGUGAUGAGGAGACCUACCAGCAGUUUCUGGAGUUCUACGAGGACGUGCUCCCCGAGUUCCAGAACGUGGGGAAGGUUGUUCAAUUCAAGGUCAGUUGCAACUAUGAGCCUCACCUGCGAGGAAAUGUGUAUGUCCAGUAUCAGACGGAGAAGGACUGUCAGGCAGCUCUUGCUCUAUUCAGUGGACGAUGGUAUGCAGGCCGACAGCUUCAUUGUGAAUUUUGUCCCGUGACAAGGUGGAAAACUGCUAUAUGUGGCUUAUUUGAAAGGCAGAAGUGUCCAAGAGGGAAACACUGCAACUUCCUUCAUGUAUUCAAAAAUCCAAACAAUGAGUUUUGGGAGGCCAACAGAGACAUACGUAUUUCUCCUGAACGGACUAAUCAGUUGUCUAAAAACUCUGAAAGGAGAAACAGAACGAGCCAUCGUGAUGACUAUUACAGCCGGUCAAGGAGAAGGGGCAGCCCAAGCCCAGAUCAUUCUUACCGGAGAAACGGAGAAUCCGAGAGAAAAAAGAAUCGCCGCAAAAACAAGAGAAGGCGCCGAUCUGGAAGGUCAAGAAGCCGAGAGAGGAGGAGAUCUCGCAGCAGGGGGAGAAAGAGGAGAGGCCGCAGUCGCAGCAGAAGUCAUAGUCGAACACGCAGCAGGAGCAAGAGUCGGAGUUCCUCUCGAUCCAGGAGCAGGGGUAAAAAGAGAUCGAGCAGCAGAGGAAAAAAUAGUGAAACUCCCAAAACAAAGUGAGAAUUACUUUUUGAAAUUGCUAAUUGAUCAAACAUAGAGCUGACAAAGAAAUCUUUCCAGUAGGGCACCAGAUACAUUUGAGUUUCAAAUAAAGUGUUCUUGCACAUUAAAAUGUUUCUUCCUAAUAAAGGAACUUAGUUUAUUGUGUGCUAAGCUUCAGAAAAUAUAUAAGGUGUGAAUGUCAAGUACUCUAGCUACUCUGUCCCUCUGAACUGCUGCAACACCUGGACGCAUACCAAGUACAAAUAGAAAGAGAAGUAAAGCUUAUUUGGUAUAUGCUUAUUUCUGUGUUACGUGUGUGUUAAGUGUUUACUGUCCUUGUAAGGAGUUAGUACAGAACAGCCAGCGUGCUGUAAAUUCACACCACAGCAUACUGCAAAUUGAAGUCUGUGUAGAAGACUGCCAUUUAUAGUUUCCAUCUGUUUAUGGGAAGUCUCUUUCUAGACUGAGUAAAUAUAAUCAUGUUACGAGUUGGAGAAAAGGGAUCUAAAAGACAUCACUGUUUGUACAAUACUUGCCCAGUAGGAGCUUUGUGGUCAUAAGUGUUGGAUUUUUCUCUCUCCCCUGACUGAGCUGCUGAGCUAAUUGCCUGUGGGGAUUGCGGUAGGCUAAAGCCCAGUAGGAAGUACACAGAAAAACAAUCAAUUUAUUCAGUACCUUAAUCCCCAAGUAAGAGUGGAGACCGUGCACUUGUAAUCCUCGAGUGAGGAUAGAAAAUACUUUGCAUACCAUUUGUAGUUGAAAACCGCGUGCCUCAGUUGCGAUGGAGUGGUGGAAAAGCGAACCCCUGGUAACCGAAGAUGCGCGUGUGGCUGUGAAGGCUCAGGAUGGUCGCGGAGUGGCUAAAGAAACCAAAGGGUUUGUACCUGAAACAAUACUUGAGGUUUCGGGGAGAGGAGGGCUUAAGGCCUUCUUAGGCUUAUUUUGCAAACGGUUUAAGGCACCUUACUGCUUAGCUCCCCUGUGGUCAAGGUGGAGGGUAGGGUACAUAAAAAUGACGUUAUCAGGAAGAAACCUUUUUAUGAUGACAGCUGUAUUAGCAAAGUACCUGCGAUUAGAUAAAUCCUUACCAAUAUUUCUUCACUUUAAUUUAAAAGACCUGUGCUGUUAAAUGGACUGUACUUCACAGUGCCUGACUUCAGGUGUUUGACUUGGGCUCCGAGGUGUCCUUAGGCGCCUGGAGAGACCAGUUUGUGGCACUGAAGGUGCAGGUGCCCAGGACAGCCUGCAGAGAUGCCUCCCUUUGCUGAGCCUCUCCUUGGGCUCCUCAGGCCUUCAGAGUGCAGUUCAGGCCACCCGUGAGAAGCCUCGAGUAGACAUGACGUGCUCCCAAAUAGGUAAUCGUUACGGCUCCAACAAUGUAACAUAAAGUCCCGUAGAAAAUCUGGAUUUCCAAACUUUACGAUAGCAUUCUUUACAGCAAGAAUGGGUUUUUUUUCCCCAGGAUAGUUAAGAGUGAAUGAACAUUGCUUCUGGAUAUAAAAUAUAUAUUUUUGCUUUUCUAAAUGCAUACUGCACCUAGCAUGCUGAUUAUACAUUCUCCUUCCUUCAUGUGUAACUGUUGUCCAAUAUGGAGUAAUACAACAAAAGUGCUAUAUAUUGAUGUUCAGUUCAAACCCGACUUUCACUAUAUAGUGUCAUAACUGUAGGCAGAAUUGUAGCUUAGUUAAUUUGAUUAAAUGUUUUAGUUAUUAACAGAUGUAGGAAUUGUAAUUUAAUAGCAUAACUUUUGAAAUAGUAACUUGGUUUGAAAGGCGUUAUUCAAAGGAUAGACAGCACUAAGUUUUAAAUUAUAUUUGAGAAAUUUGUGACCACCAGUCUCCCGUCACGUAUGCUUUUCCGACUGGACCUUACAGACAGAUUUUCCCCGAGAUUUCUAUUUUUUCAUUGGCGCUCCCUCGUCUAGUUGGGUUACUGGCGUGGAGCGUGGCAAACUGGGGUUCAUUUCCCCGGAGCAGAACUGAACGGGCAUUUCCUACUCGCCGGGGCGCCCCCGGGGCAGGCCAGUGCCACCUUCCUGGGGCCGGGGAAGGCUCUGCCCGGGAGGGGCUGGCUGGGGCCGGCGGUAGCGCCUCGCACGCCCGGCGCCACCCGGCACUUGGCGCUGAGCCUUGCCCCGGCGCAGGCACGUAGCCAGCCCAGAUGGAAGCAGUGGGGAAGGGGGUGGUGGGAACCCCCGGUCAGGGGGGUGAAAAGAGCAAAGCAAAGCCUCGGUAGGGUUAGGAACCAAGUGCCAACUGAGACCCGUGUGAGAAUUCCACAGGUAAUUAGGCUCCUUGUCCCCACAGUUUUGUAAUGGGAUCUGGGAAGCUGAGCUGCUGUAUUUUUUUAAAAAAAAGUUCUUAUAAUUAAAAAAAAAACAAAAAAAAAAAACCACAACCUUGCUCAGAGAUGCAUGUAAAAAUUUUAAAAUACUUUAUUUCUGCUACUAUAAUGGCUGAGGCUUCAGCUUUUUUUUUCUUGAGGUCUGGACCCAAAGUUACUGGGCAUACCUGUGCAGUGCAGGGCUGGUAGCUGUAAUUAUCAUUCACUUUCACAAGCAGUCUGUUUAUUACACAGAAAUUGAGUGCUGUAGAUCUGACAUUUAGUUUGCAUUUGUUAGCAUGAAACCUGGAAUUCAACCAGUUUUCUAACUUCAGCGUUCAUGUAUUUCAGUACUGUUUCCCUACUUCAUAAUCUUAAGUAGUGUUAUGCAUGGUUUUGUGUUUAUUAGACAAGUGAGCUAUUUAUUCUGAAGAGACAAAGAGACUAGAAGUUUUGUCAUGUUAAGCUUAAUUAUUCUCUUUUUCCAAAGGGGAAAAGCCCCAGAAGAACACAGAAAGGAUUUAAAUUUGCAAGGAAUAGCUUGUUCUCGCUGCGCGUUGCUCUGCGUAUUCCACAUAACAGGACCUUAUAAAGUGAAUUAAUAUUGGCCAA